Molecule: messenger RNA, 4982 nt
Organism: Nylanderia fulva
Lineage: Eukaryota; Metazoa; Arthropoda; Insecta; Hymenoptera; Formicidae
Product: endoplasmic reticulum transmembrane helix translocase
Biological process (GO): transmembrane transport; intracellular calcium ion homeostasis
Cellular component (GO): endoplasmic reticulum membrane
Molecular function (GO): ATPase-coupled monoatomic cation transmembrane transporter activity; ATP hydrolysis activity; P-type ion transporter activity
Source: RefSeq, a predicted model, not a curated record
CGGUGGCGUUGCUGACGUAACAUCUGGUCCGCUCGCUGACACCGAUACGCGCUAUCGGUCGGCACACGCGCUUCUUCGCAUUCCAACCAUAACCCCUGCUGAAAAAUUGUAGAACCCCCUCGAAUCCCAGCCCGUAUGCAGAUUACGCGUACGCGUGACGUCAUCCGGCGAACGAGGUUUACUCGACGAUGUGCGCGGUCUCUCGAUGUGUGAAUGGUGCUUAAAGAAGUUCGUCGACUCGUAGUCCCUUAAUUUGUUGGUUAAGCAAUUAGUAAUCAUGGCGGUGACCUCGUCCCGGGUGGACGAGCUCGUGCAGUCCGUCAGUCUGCACAAUCCGCGCGCGUGGAUGCUGAACGGCUACGUGAUGCCGUUCGUGAUGCUGCAGACCCUGUGGAUCUACUGCUGGAUCUUCGUCUACGGCGUCGACGAGUACUAUGACGCGGGUCUGGUCGGCAUCGCGGCGAUCGGCGUGCUGCAGAUCUUUUUGUGUCUGUGCUGCCAAUGGUCGGUGCACGUGCACACGUUCUUAAAUUGCAGCUCGGAAAAAGAUCCUUAUAAAGCGAGAAUAGUGAAAGUGGUUCCCACCCCAAAUAAUGGAAGUUCAGAGCUGAUUCCGCUGCAUCACACAGAUCAGCAGGAGCCUUGGUUUAUUUUUCAAAAAACGAAAUACUAUUGGGAUUCAGAUGUAAAAUCGUUCAGAGGACUGGAGUUUCCUAUUAAUCAUUCCGUGAAACAUUACUGUGAAUGGAAGGGCUACCUCGAUCAAGCAGAAGUUGAAGCAGCGGAGGAAAAAUAUGGAAAAAAUAAAUUAGACAUGGUUGUGCCAGAGUUCUGGGAACUCUUUAAGGAGCGUGCGAUUGCUCCAUUCUUCGUCUUUCAAGUAUUCUGCGUGGCGCUUUGGUGCUUAGACAAAUAUUGGUACUAUAGCAUCUUUACGCUGAUUAUGCUUAUCAUGUUUGAAUGUACCCUAGUACAGCAACAACUUAGAAAUAUGGCAGAAAUUCGCAAAAUGGGCAAUAAACCAUACAUGAUAAUGGUUUACAGAAACAGGCGAUGGCGCUUAUUAUUUACAGACCAACUAGUUCCUGGAGAUAUUGUUUCUAUUACGAGGCCUCAACAUGAUAAUUUAGUGCCAUGUGAUAUGUUGCUUUUGCGAGGUCCAUGUGUAGUUGACGAAAGCAUGUUAACAGGUGAAUCUGUUCCUCAAAUGAAAGAACCUAUAGAAGAUAUUGAUGGGAGUAAAACUAUAGAUAUUGAAGGCGAUGAUAAACUUCAUGUACUUUUUGGUGGAACGAAAGUCGUGCAACAUACACCUCCUAGCAAAAAUACUCCCGGCCUUCGAGCAACCGAUAAUGGAUGUGUUGCCUAUGUAUUACGUACUGGCUUUUCCACAUCACAGGGAAAACUUUUGAGAACGAUAUUGUUCGGUGUUAAACGCGUUACAGCCAAUAAUUUGGAAACUUUUGGCUUCAUUCUAUUCCUGCUUAUUUUCGCGAUUGCCGCUGCCGCGUAUGUUUGGAUCAAAGGCAGCGAAGAUCCUACGAGAAACAAGUACAAACUAUUUUUGGAAUGCACGUUGAUUUUGACUUCCGUUGUGCCACCAGAGUUACCUAUAGAAUUGUCGUUAGCUGUAAAUACAUCUCUGGUAGCUCUAUCCAAAUUAGGUGUGUUCUGUACGGAACCGUUCAGAAUUCCGUUUGCUGGCAAAGUUGAUAUUUGCUGUUUCGACAAGACUGGUACACUCACCAGUGAUAAUCUGAUUGUCGAGGGUAUUGCGGGCAUCGACGGUAAAUCAGAUGUAAUCCAAAUAUCGGAUGCACCUUUGGAAAGUGUACAAGUGCUGGCUACGUGUCAUUCUCUUGUUCAAUUAGAUGAUGGUAUCGUCGGGGAUCCGUUAGAAAAGGCUACCCUUAAAGCUGUAAAUUGGAGUCUUACAAAAAGUGAUUCUGUGAUUCCUAAAAAGGGCAAGUCUCCGGCACUAAAGAUUGUACAGAGAUUUCAUUUCUCAUCGGCUCUGAAAAGAAUGUGCGUUGUGGUUGGACAUAAUGUUCCUGGAGCUUCAGAAAUUCAGUAUAUGGCUACAGUAAAGGGCGCACCAGAAAUCCUAAAGGAUAUGUUAUCUUCUGUGCCGAAGAAUUACGAUUCAACUUAUUUAUCUCUCUCACGACGCGGUGCAAGGGUGCUCGCCUUGGGAUACCGGAAACUUCCUGGUACCUUUUCCUCUCAAGAUCUGAGGGAACUGACACGCGAAAAAUUGGAGAACAAUCUCACAUUCGCGGGAUUCGUCAUCAUCAGCUGUCCUCUCAAGCCUGACUCGAAAGCCGUAAUUAAAGAAAUCGUCAAUUCUUCGCAUUCGGUCGUCAUGAUAACCGGUGAUAAUCCCUUAACGGCCUGUCAUGUGAGUCGCGAGUUACAUUUCACGAAGAAGCCUCAUACACUCGUACUGACGGAAAAUGAUGACGAAUGGUUGUGGGAAAGCAUAGAUAAGACGGUGCAGCUUCCUCUAAGUGUAAAAAAUGUCGUAUCGUGUAAAGAAAUUUGGAAGGAUUAUGCGCUUUGCGUAACGGGCGAGGGUCUAUCGUAUCUGAAAGAAAAUCAACGAGAGCUUCUUCAAAGGUUCUUGCCGCACGUUGUGAUUUUCGCGCGAUGCGCACCGAAGCAAAAGGAAUUUAUUAUUGUGUCGCUGCAAUCUUUAGGCUAUACAACGUUGAUGUGCGGUGACGGAACGAACGAUGUUGGCGCCUUGAAACAUGCUGCAGUGGGUGUGGCAAUUCUCUCUAGUCCGCCCGAAAAGAUACUCUCCGACAAACGACAAUCGGAUGAUUCAAGGAACGACACCUCCGUGUCACCUGUGAGCAACGGACCAAGGACCAAUCCGAGAGGCGCCCCGCUGAAUACUCGCGCGAAGCUGCAGAAGAUCCUGAAGGAAAUCGAUAACGAGGAACAAUGUGUGAUCGUGAAACUCGGCGACGCCUCCAUCGCCGCUCCUUUCACCAGCAAAAUGUCAUCUAUCCAAUGCAUAUGCCACGUAAUCAAACAGGGACGUUGCACACUGGUCACCACUCUGCAAAUGUUCAAAAUAUUAGCAUUGAAUGCACUGAUACUCGCCUACAGCCAGUCAGUGCUGUAUCUGGAUGGAAUCAAGUUCAGCGACGCCCAGGCGACCUUGCAAGGUGUCCUUUUAGCGGCCUGUUUUCUCUUUAUCUCACGAUCGAAACCCGUGAAAACUCUAUCGCAGCAAAGACCACUACCGAAUAUCUUUAAUUUGUACACCAUCGCAACUGUAUUGCUGCAGUUUGCUGUACAUUUUAUCUGUCUCGUCUAUUUAGUAAGAGAAGCUACUAUUUUAUCUCCAAAGGACAAUAAGUUGGCAGCUAUAUUGAAUAAUUCCAGCCAAGUCAAUUCAUCACUGACUGGAGAUGACAGUAGUGAGGAUGAACCCUUCGAGGCGAAUUUGAUUAACAGCACUGUGUAUAUAAUUGCGAUGUCCCUUCAGGUUUCUACCUUCGCUAUAAAUUAUCGAGGUCAGCCAUUCAUGGAAAGUUUGGGACAAAAUAAGGCUCUUUUGUUCAGUCUUGUGAGCACUUCUGCCAUCAUUUUCUUACUGGCUUGUGGAUUUCUGCCAGGUGUAGCGAUACAGUUCGAAAUUGUAGACUUUCCAAGUCAUUAUCGUACAAUACUGGUUGAAAUGCUAGUCGCGGAUUUUGUCUUCGCGUAUAUCGUCGAUAGAGCUUGUCUAUGGGUCUUUGGCGAAGGAAGACAACAUAAGCUGUGAUGAAACUACCUUUUUACCGAAUACAGACUGUAUCAAAGAUUUUUGUAUAUUACUUUUGUUACUGAUCUUGUUCCACGUUAAGAGCUGACAACUUUUGUAUUUAAGAAUCGAUAAUUUAUCUGUGGAUAUACAUGUGUCAUCAUUUGCAACUGCAUUUUAUGUCGAUAUAUUUUUUGUUUUUUUCUCUGUUCGUUUGUUGCAUACGAAAAUGUAUUGCGAGAAUAUAAAUAUGUGCACAUUUAUUCAUAUUUUCGCUUAAUUUUCAUUUUUUUUUGCUGUCAACUUUUUUUCUGUGGAACAAGAAGCAGUGCUCUGGCGAUCAUUAUUUAUUGUCUAUGAAAAUAUUAAUGAUGUUCGAUUAUUACUGUCGAGUGACAGUAUUGUCUUUACAUAUUAUAUAUUUAUCGAUAACGUAAAAAGGAUAUUUUUCGAUAUCACAAUGUCUUAUAGACAAAGUUUUCAUGAAUAAUUUUUGAAUUUAUAUAUUCAGAUAUUCUCUCCUGCGUAAUUCAAUAAUUUUUGUUAACACAUUAACAACAAAUAUUGAUCGCGAAAGUACGUUCAAGAAAGGAUCGCACGCGUAUUUCGUGCGAAUAUAAAUUAUAGAUAAAAAAGAUCUUAUUUUUUUUUCUCCACAGUGCAAACAUUCGCACUUGGUAUAAGUUUUAUUAAAUACACAGACAUAUGUUAUAUAAGCUUAUAAAUUUAUAUAAAUUUUUACGUCGGCACAUUUUUAUAUAAAUUUAUAUAGACAUAUUUAUAUGAACAUAUGUCUAUGUUUUUAAAAUGAAGUUUGCUCAUGAUCUUAAAUAAAUGUGAAACCUUGCAUGAUUGCGCGAAUGAUUUUUAUAACAUUUCUGACACGAUUGCUUGUAACGGUAUCGUUUUAUGCAUCAAUUGCAUUCCAUUUCAACAAACGCUAUGUAUUUUAGCGGGGAUACACUUUUUUGUGGCCACAUUUCACCUUUUUCUGAUUAAAUAUAAUUAUCGUUAUCAUUUUUCUUUGAUUUUUUUUGUUAUAAGUGUGACCAGUAAUUAACUGUUAUCAUUUCGUUUCACAUGAUCUGCAGUUACGAAAAGAAAAAACCCCCAAAAAAAACAAAACGAGAGAAAAAUAUCUGUUUGUCCGUAUUGUGAAUCGAAUUAAGGAUAGUUGUAUAUUAUUGUACAUUUAUAAUACCUAUAAUAAAACGUUCGUUCAAAGUAA